Messenger RNA from Orbilia oligospora ATCC 24927, 1806 nucleotides. RefSeq lists its product as uncharacterized. The record is from RefSeq and is a predicted model, not a curated record. The coding region runs from base 1 to 1806 and encodes 601 amino acids. Lineage: Eukaryota; Fungi; Ascomycota; Orbiliomycetes; Orbiliales; Orbiliaceae. The transcript is spliced from 2 exons. Gene Ontology annotation, molecular function: protein binding.
AUGGACAUCGAAGCUUCCUCCAAAGUCGCCGUCGUUCCCUUUCUCUCCAAACAUAUCCCCGACCAGUACACCGGCCAGCAUCCUCCAAAAACCUCUGCGAACACAAAGUACUGUUACCGACAUCAUCCCGACCUCAAAUGCCGACGCCAGGCAGAUGAGCCUACCAUGGAAGAAGUCCAAAAGGGUCUGGAAAAACUGCCGGUGUCGGACCAACAAGCCAUCUCUCAUGUCUGGACAAUCUUCUCAGCUGCACCUGCCAGUCAGAGAAUCCUCAUCCUUCAAGGGAUCCUGACCCAAUGUUGCUUCCCUCAGCUCUCCUUCAUCUCCGGCGCUCUCAGAGAUCUCAUCCGAAUCGACUUCAUCUCCGCCCUCCCUCCCGAACUCUCCUUCAGAAUCCUUUCCUUCCUCGAUACUACCUCUCUAUGUAAAGCAGCUCAGGUCUCCCGUCGAUGGCGAACUCUUGCCGACGAUGAUGUUGUCUGGCACAAAAUGUGCGAGCAACACAUCGACAGGAAGUGCACCAAAUGCGGCUGGGGCUUGCCACUGCUCGAACGAAAGCGACUUCGUCAAACAAAACGACAGAUGGAACUGAGGGCCAAGGGCAGAGUGAUCCCACCCAAGGGUGAAUUUGCCGUCGAGGACACCUUUGACAGGAAGCGACUUUCCGACUCCGACGAAGACCCGGAAACUACCCGACGUGCCAAGAAGGUCUGCCGACGCACCUCUUCCUCUUCCUCGGGUAUCGUCGAAGAAACUAGUGCGUUGAAUCUAAAGGAAAGACGACAACGCCUUUGGAAAGACGUUUACUCCGAGCGCUACAAGGUCGAAUCGAACUGGAGAAGAGGCAGAUACCAAUCCAAAAUCUUCAAGGGCCACGAAAACGGCAUCGUAUGCAUUCAAUUCGAUGAUACCAUGGUCGCAACCGGUUCGUACGACCGGACCGUCAAAAUUUGGGACAUCGAAACUGCAACCGAGAUUCGAACCCUCAGAGGACAUACCAACUGCGUCAGAGCCUUGCAGUUUGACGAAACAAAGCUCAUCAGCGGAUCUUUGGACAACACGCUUAGGAUCUGGAACUGGAGGACCGGUCAAUGCAUCAACAUCCUUCGAGGUCAUCAAGCCGGUGUUGUAUCUCUCCACUUCGAGGGUGAGCUCUUAGCCUCUGGUAGCGUCGACACCACCAUCCGGCUCUGGAAUUUCAACGACAAAAGGACUGCCAUCUUCCGCGGUCACACCGACUGGGUCAAUGCCGUUAGGAUCCAUGGUGCUUCGAACACACUCUUCUCCGCCUCGGAUGACACGACUGUGAAAAUGUGGGACUUGACAAGUAGAGCUUGCAUACGAACAUUUACCGGUCAUGUCGGCCACGUUCAACAGUGCUUUCCUUUGAACUUGGAAUCCUUUGACGAAGACGAAUGUAUGGACGAUGCUGCAGACGUUUCCUCUCCCGGCUCCGAUGAUGGUCCUCACAUCCUUCCCAAGAAUGUAAGCCGUGCUCCAACCCACAUGCUCACAGCUGCACUUGAUACGACGGUGAAGCUCUGGGACGUGGCCACGGGCCGUUGUAUCAAGACCCUGUUCGGACAUACUCAGGGAAUCUGGGGACUCAGUGCGGACUCUUUGAGAGCUAUCACCAGUGCCGAAGAUGGGAUGCUUAAGAUCUGGGAUAUCAGAACGGGUAAGUGUGAGAGGACGGUCACACAACAUGUGGGUCCGGUGACGUGUGUGGCGUUGAGUGAUAGUAGGAUGAUGAGUGGUGGGCAGGAUGGGGAGGCUAUUCUUUAUUGCUUUAAGCCGAAGACCUAA